Messenger RNA from Candidozyma duobushaemuli, 2499 nucleotides. RefSeq lists its product as uncharacterized. NCBI's taxonomy places the organism in Eukaryota, Fungi, Ascomycota, Pichiomycetes, Serinales, Metschnikowiaceae. Gene Ontology annotation, molecular function: carboxypeptidase activity. The transcript has a single exon. The record is from RefSeq and is a predicted model, not a curated record. The coding region runs from base 1 to 2499 and encodes 832 amino acids.
AUGUCUGAAGAAGCACCCUUGCUAGGGACGUCCAGACAGCGAUACAUCACCGAUGAAGAAAACAUAAAUGCUCCUGAACUCAGAGUUCCAAACAAUACCGAAAUAGAGGGCUCCCUGGGCUCCGCCUCUUCUCCAGAUACCACUGUGGGGGAGGAGCUGUUGAAAACACGGCCUUCGUUGCGGGAGAAGCAGCGCGAGUUUCUACGGAAACGGUUCUGGUGGUUCUGUAUUUUUGGCUUGCUCGCGUUGAUUGUGCUCCAGCUUUCGUUUCUCCCUCGAACCUCGCUUAACCGAGACUUCAGAAGGUGGCACGACUUGCAUCUCAACAAAACAGACCUCAAGCGGAUCUUUUUGGCCCAGUUGAAGAUCGGCCGGCCGGACGACACGGGCGUGACUAACGAAAAGCACAUUGGCGAGUGGCUCCGUAACUUUACCAAUAUCAACAGCCAGGGCGUCAUAGUGGCCGAUAAGAACUACCCCGAGUUGGCCUCCUUCGUGGAGAAACGCUUUGCCGACUUUGGCCUUUCCACGCUGUCCUACGAGUACGAGCUUCCCAGGCUGCUCAGGCUUCCAGGCGCGUCCAGAGUCGAGCUUUUCGACUCCGAGUCUCACAGGGUCUUGUACUCCGCCGAUCUUGAGGAGGUCACGAGCUCGUGGCGCUUCAAGGACAUCAAGACGCCCGCUUUCUUUCCGUUUGGAUCCGUGGGCUCCGUGUCUGGCGACUUUGUGUACGUCCAUGGCGGCACGCCCGCAGACUACGACUUGCUCGAGCUGAACGGCAUCUCUGUCGUGGCCAAAACCGCCUUGAUCGCAAGUCUGGAAUCCAAGGACUACUCGGUGACAGACCGUGUGAACUAUGCCAUCUUCAGAGGCGCCCAGGCUGUGGUUGUCAUAGGCUCGGACGACUUGAAGCUGACCGUGCUGAGAAACUACAAGCCAGCCGAGGUACCAAACCCCGAGAUGUUAUUCCCGGCGAGUCACGACUCCAUGAAGCCUAUUUUGGAGGCAUUGGGUCCUGGUAGGGGUAACUUCUCGCACUGGAAGUUUGCACCAUACUCUAAGCUGCUUCGACUUAGGGUAUCCGCGCAGGACAACGGCCGUGCUGGUUCUGCCAAAGUGGUCUUUGGGUCUAUCAAGGGCGUCAUCAACGAUGGUGAAAUUGUUAUUGGCGCGGCCAGAGACUCUCUCACAUCUUUGAACCCCAGCAGUGGGCAUGCGAUCAUGUUAGAGGUCAUGAGAGCAUUCAAGCGUCUUCGUAACCUUGGCUGGAAACCAUUGCGUACCAUCAGAUUCGUUUCCUGGGACGCCUCUAGGAGCAGUCAGCUUGGUGCUAAGGCAGCGUUGCUGGACCCGAAUGUCUUCCCAGACAAUAUGCCAUUGAUUGCUUACAUCAAUCUAGACGAGGAUGUGGUCACUGGAAGCCAUUUUUCUGUUGACCUGAGUCCGAUGCUCAACCAUAUCAUCAACCAGGUCGCUGAGAUUGUGCCAUUCUCGAAGAACUCAACAGCUUACAAGCGCGUCAUGAAGCUGGCAGGCGACGAGCUCCCUGAGAACGAUGAUGACGAUGAGACUUCGUUAUAUCGCUACUGGCGUAAAGAGAGUGGGGCGAAGAUCAACAACAUACUUGGAGAUACCUUUACUGCCAAAGACGCUGGCGUCUUUCAGUCUAGAGGUGAUACCCCUGUUGUCAACUUCAAGUUCUCAGAAAGCUCGCAACACAAUGAAUCUACGUAUGUCCCUGAGCUGGACCAAUACUCCUACAGCUGGUUGAAGGAUAUUGAUCCUGACUUUGAUCUUCAUGGCCUGUUGGUUCGUUUCCUUGGCCUUCUAGUGCUUUCUUUAGAGGAGCGUGAAGUGAUCGACUAUCGUUUGGAACCUUACUUUGACUUUGCACAGCAGCGGUUUUCUCUCUUCCGUGAAGCCAUGGGCAAACAGCUUGAGGAAUGGCGGUCAGAGAAGGUUGACUCUUUCAUCCUUGAAAAGUCUACCAUUCUCAAAGACAUUCUAGAAAACAGGAAGUCUACUGCGUACUUUGCACCCGGUAUCUGGAGUCUCGAGAAUGAGGAGGUCACUGUCGAGGACGUCCUCGAACAAUUUGACAAGCUUCUUAAGGACGCAAGUGCACAGUCUUUGAUUUUCGACGCAUACAACCACGAUGUCGAAAACCUCCUUACUGAAGAUUACCCUUGGUACAAGUUACUCAAGAAGGUACACAUCUAUGCAAAGUUUAAAGUUACAAAUUACAAGCUCUUACGUGUGGAGAAAGACCUUGCUGCGACUGAUGACGAUAUCGACUAUGGUGGGGAUAUUGUCAAGCGCCACUUUAUGUACGAGGCUCCUGUCAAGAAGGGGACCUGCUAUGACACGAAGGAGAAAGAACAGAGGGGAGCGUUUGCCGGUCUUUUCCGUUCAGUCGAAGAGGGCGACUUAGAGCAGCUAAUUAGGUUGAUCAGCGUGCGGUACGAGCAUCUUCACGUUAUCCACAAGAAAAUACAAUAA